Exophiala aquamarina CBS 119918 is the source of this 849-nucleotide messenger RNA. RefSeq lists its product as uncharacterized. Gene Ontology annotation, molecular function: acetate transmembrane transporter activity. Gene Ontology annotation, cellular component: plasma membrane. Lineage: Eukaryota; Fungi; Ascomycota; Eurotiomycetes; Chaetothyriales; Herpotrichiellaceae. The record is from RefSeq and is a predicted model, not a curated record. Bases 1 to 849 code for a protein of 282 amino acids. The transcript is spliced from 5 exons.
AUGGCGACCCUAGAACAUCACCACCACACCCCACCGUCGGAGGCAGAUAUGAUCUCCGGCGAGAAACCAGGCUUGUCGCACACGGUUUCUGCGGGCGCCAUUUCCAUCAGUCCAGAGCUUUUUGAAAAGCUAUACUUGACUCCUAAAGUUCCUCACGCCGGCGACAACAUCAAACGUUUCGCUAAUCCAACACCUCUCGGGUUUGUCGGCUUCGUCAUUUCCACCAUGACAUUUUCGAUGGUAAUGAUGGGUUGGGGCGGAGCCGCUGGACUUUCGCCUGUCGUUGGGAUAUUCUUCUUCACGGGCCCAGUCCUCCUGAUCCUGACGACGAUCUUCGAAUGGAUCAUGGGUAAUUUCUUCCCGAUGAUGGUAUGCGGCCUGUUCGCGGUCUUCUGGCUCUCGUUCGGUGUGCUCCAGCUCCCGACACUGGGCCUGGCCACCCCGUACUCCGCCGAUGGCACCGACGCCAUCACGGGCGGCGCGUCCAAGGAAUACAACGCCGUGAUCGCCUUGUACCUCCUCGUGUGGGGCUUCGCGCUCUUCACCUUCUGGAUUUUCACGCUCAAGACCAACACCGUCUUCGCGCUGAUUUUCCUCUUCGUCACCCUCGGUGCAUGGGUCCUCUCCGGUGCAUACUGGAAAGUCAGCACCGGCGACUACGACCAGGCCCAGAGACUGCAGAAGGCCGGAGGAGCGCUACUGUUCAUAGUCGGGUGUUUAGGUUGGUACAUGACGUUCGUGAUGAUGGCUGCCGAGAUGCGCCUCGCCAUCACUCUUCCUGUCGGCGAUCUCAGUCACUUCUGGCCCCGAACUGAUGUCGAAAUGGGCAAGGCUGAGAAGGAGUCCUAA